Molecule: messenger RNA, 715 nt
Organism: Parasteatoda tepidariorum (common house spider)
Lineage: Eukaryota; Metazoa; Arthropoda; Arachnida; Araneae; Theridiidae
Source: RefSeq, a predicted model, not a curated record
UGUGCAGCUUGUUUAAGAUAUUGUUUACUGUUUUUGAGAAACGCAUCAGGUGCAAUGAAAACAUUUUUUCCUAAUAAAUGAAGUAUAAAUAACGGAUGAUUCGAUUCCAUUGACUUAUUCUCGUAAUACAUUAAAUCAAGUGAAUUCCACAACAUUAGAGAAAAUGAACUGCUUCUCAGUGAUGAUAUUGAUCAUGGUUUUUCUUCAAUGUUAUGCCGAAAGAGAAAUGGUACCCCAAGAACCUGUUGAUGACUGCGGACCUCAAGGUGGUUGCAGGUUCACACACAGCUCAGUGGAACUCCUAGAACCUGUUGAUGACUGUGGACCUCAUGGUGGUUGCGGGUUCAAAUACAACCCAGUGGUACCCCAAGAACCUGUUGAUGACUGCGGACCUUAUGGUUGUGGGCUCAAAUCCAACCCAGUGGUACCCCUAGAUGAUGAGGACUGCAGAUCCGAUGGUUGCCGGUUCAAAUCCCCCGCAGCUGACCAAUAAGAUAUGAGUUUUCAGCCACAUAAAAUUUUUACGAGAAGGAACAAGGUGUAAUUCCUCCUGUGUUGAAAUUCCAACAAAUGAUUAUUGCAUGAACUGUUGGAAAGCUGGUUAAUUCAUACUAAUGUAUUGGUGAUAAUAUUCAACAAAAUAUAUCUGGUGUCAAUGAUGCUAUUUAUAAACAUUGAUAUUAAGGAAUCUAAUAAAAAUUUAUGUUAAAUUAAA